UCGUUUUUGUGUUUUGGUCCGAAAACUUUGCGCUGCUCAGAUCAGGAUCAGGAGAAGCAGCUUGGGUGAGGGAGCCGCAGACGUUGCUGCGUUGGUUUCGUUCAUGACCUUGGCUACGGGAUCAAGCCUGACGAGGAAUUGUUUUUUGGUUUUCUGACUUUGUCUCCGAGUUCAGUAGAGGAAGAGCCAGCGAGAGCGAGAGAGAGAGAGAGCCUCAGGGAAUUGUUAUUUCGAGCUGGUUCUGCGAAGAAGCCGGAUUAUACAAGCAGCAGCAGCACCACCACCAGGUUCAGGGUGUCGCCGAGAUUGAAGGAUUUGGAGUCCUUACAAUGAUCAUCAGUUUGGUUGUGAGGAGAAGGAUUUAUGCCCGCUGGUCUUUUUGCAUGGUCCGUUGAGGAAAUUUUCUUAGCCGAAAUCGUUUGCUGAAAGCAAGGAGACACGUAGAGGACGAAACUUGCUGGAGAUCAAGAGGCUUUACUGGAGUUAUCGACGAGGCUUCAUUCCUGUAGGUCAAUGAUAUAGUAGGUAUCCGGUUUUCUAAGUUUAUCUGUUAAGCCUGCGCAAAUGGAGGGUAUCGAAACAGAUGAUUUUCUUAGGGAGCUCGAUAACUAUAAUCCCAGGCAGUUCGACUCGAUGAACCCUUUGAUAGACCUCACAUCCGGUCGCAAGAAUAUCAUGGGUAAAUACUUGGACUUGCAAGAAGAAGAGCCGUGGCCUCUACUCGCUGAAUAUUUUGGGGUUGCAUUGGCUUUCGCAGCGUUGGGUGCUCUUAUCCGUGGUGCAAAUGGGAACAGAGUGAAUGCGGGUGAGAAAGAUAGUCAUCCCAAAAUGCAAAAGAUGGUUCUUCAGAACAUGCUGAAAGGAUCAAUGGAGCGACUUCAAAACUUAGCUCGAAAUGCCCAAAAUCUACAGGACAGGCUCACUGAAUCUACAGAGGCGGGUGAAAAUCAUCGGAAAGAGUGCAAUCUAGAAAAGGCUAGUGUACUACAGAAAUUAGCUACUGCCGAGGAAGAAGUUCGAAAAUUGAAGCGUAGGAGAGCAGAGGAUGCUAAAGCCAACGAGAAAGUUGUACGCAUUUACGCCAAUCGUGAGCAUGGAUGGAAGGCUGAGAGAAAGAAGCUUUGUCAUGAGAUUGACAUUCUUAGAAAGUCCCUAAUCCGUGCAGAGAUCAAUGGUCUUUGUAGCCCCAAUGUUAGUUCGCUAAAAUGCAACGAGUGUGAUAUUAAGAAUAAACGCGUGAAAGACCUAGAGAAAGCACUGAAAGAGCAAGAGUUUGUGGCAAGAAAAAUAGUAGAUAUUAGGAAGAAAGAGGAAGAUUAUCUCCAGCUUACAAUAAGGUUCACUGCGGUGAAAAAAAUUGCCGAUGAACUGAAGGAAAGACUUAACAAGGAGCUGGCUAAUUCAAAGGAGCGGGAAGCUAUUCUUGAUGAAGUUCGAAAGGGGCAGCAGGAGACAGAACAUCGCUUAAUGAAAGCUUUAGAGGAUCUCGCGACAUCUAAAUUAAACCUUGAAUCUCUACGCAUUGCUACUGAUGACCACUCGGCUAUGGCCCAAAAGCUUUUAGAUGAGUUAGCGACCAUGAGGCAGGAGUCGGAAGAUAAAGAUGUGAUGAUAUCCACAAUGUUGGAUCGAGCUACAUUUGACAGAGAAGAGAAAGAGGAUCUUGCUCGGGAGCUUGCGGCCGCACAGGCUGCAAAAGUAGUUGCUGAAGCAGAGUCAGGGCGGUGGAAAAGGUUAGCAGCGGAAAGGACCCGGACGAAUCUCAGUGACGAAGUUCCGGAUGCGGGUAGGACAGGACAUCGCAGUCACCGCAGCUUGGGUAAUCGAUCCGAGUUAGAGAAAAUUGCGGAUCUUCAGCAAUCUCACCUCGAGGAAGUGAACAACCUCUGCACUUUUUAUAGUAGACAGGUUGAAGCUCUAGAGAAACAAGUCGAGAUGUACAAAGCGAAGGCUCGAGAUGCGUCUACGUUUUCCAUGCCCGCUCUGUUGUCUGCAGAUCUGCAAGGGCCACUUUCAGACCCGACUUGCAAAGCUUGGUUUGAAGUAGUGAAGGGGCGUUUUGCCACGCAAAUAGAUGAGAAGCACUGGAGUCAGAUUGAGACUUUCGAAAGGCACUUGCGAGCCAAAGACGAAAGACUAUCAGCUUUUAGAUCGAAGUUGAUAACACUGGAGUCGGAAUUGGCUCAAUCAAGGACGAAAGUUGAUGACUUGGGUUGCAAUGCGUCAACAGCUACGAAUGAGCAUUUAACUGAGGUUAAAAUCGAGAAAAAUGAAACACUUUCGGAGGACAUUGUGAAGGAUGAUGUAUGUGUGUGUUGUGAGAGAAUGGGAAUGACACAUCAGCUGUCCAUCAAGAAACUUCAAGUGGAGCUCAAAAGUGCAAAGGAUGAGUUGAAGACUCAGUUUGCUAAACAUGAGACUACUGUUGAGAAGAUGACGGAGAACGCCGAGGUAGAGCUCCGAAAUAAGGAUGUCCAGUUGUCAGUAUUGGAAGCGAAGCUGUGCCAAGUACAAUCGCAGCCCGAGGAAUCAAAAUCAUCGAAUGGAAUGGCUUUGUCUGAUAAAUCCCAAAUAAAGAUAUUUCUGGAGAAUAUUGACGAGAUGCAAGCGAAGCAACCUGAAGAAGUGCUUCAUAACGCAGAUUCAGGAACUAAAGUUCUGAAAUCCCGAGAAGAUUCUCCAGAGAAGAAGCGUCUGGAAAUGCGCUUUGAUGAGCCUAUGAUUCUGAUCGAUAACUCCGUCUCUGAUUCGGCAAAGUUGCUUUCCAAACUGAAAGAUAUAUGCUUAAGAGAAGAGAAGCCUCCCGCUAUGAUAAGCUUUCAUAGGAAAUUAGAAUUGGAAAGCUCUGAUAACUUGAUAUUUUCAAGCGACGAUUCUUGGUUAACUGCUGAACAAAGAGUAGGUGAAAUGUCUUUGCAAUUUAUACCAACUAAGGAUGUCCCUCUGCCGGAAAAGAAUUCCUCUCUUAUUUGCGAGGACGAGAAUGUUACAUCUGGGAACAACUCCAUAAAAUCUGAGAGUGGUAGAGACAUGAAUACAGUAUCUGUAAACAGGAAAGGAAAGGCGGGCGCGAACAAGCAACCUUUGAGUCUUGUUGCAAGUACUUAUCACGUGAACAAAAAUCAAACUUUUGAUAACGCCCCCUUCACGCAGGUCCCAUCGAAAGUCAUGAUACCUGCAAAUUUUGGUGGGUUUAACAAGCUCAGGGAGCAUAAAUCUCAGCAUACUCUGUUUACCGAAAUGAAAGGGCUGCAAACGACGACUGACAAUCCCACGUUCAUUACUCAGGAUAGUGAAGUAGGAUUUGCCUUGGAAGAAGAGAGGCAAAAGUCGCAGACCAGAGAGGAUAUUCAUGUAUUGGGAUUGGCUUUGGAGGUAAGGAGGAUAGAACAGCAACUUUCCAAAAUGAACAAAUCUAUUGGAGAUGCUCAAAGCCUACUUACCCGACCGGAGAAAAGUACCAAAAGUUCUGUCAAAAUAUCUUCUAACAAACAAGCUAGUCACUGCAUGGGACUUGCAGGAAAGGUCACUCAAUUGGCGAAGCAAAUUGGCCUGACUAGACCUCUUCGUAAACCCGCUCCAAAGUCUCAAAUUGAGGUGCCGAAGUGCGCUCCAGUCGUGCUCCAGUCAUCACAUCUGUGUUUACGUAAAAAUCCAUUAUUUCUACAGGAAACUACAGCUUCUGAACUUGUCUCUUUACAACUACGAGCUGAGAAAGUUGGCGAAAACCUUUCUGCAAUACAGGCCAGAGUUGCCAAGGAAAACAGUUCAGAUUUCUAUGAUCACUAUAGAUCUUCUACGUUUCCCAAAAGCAAAUUGGUGGAUACUGUUCGAACUCAUCUCUCUCAAGUUCAAGGAGCGCUGCAUUCGAAAUUGACACAAACAGUUACUUCCAGAAAGCCACUUCUAUCUUCUGCACCGAAACAAUCUACUUCAACCAAAGCCUCGACACCGCAUAAUUUCACAAUAAUCAAACCAGCGACCACUCCCAAGAAAGUCAGCAGUCCAACCAAACUUCCAUUGACACCUUCAACCAGGCGGGUAACUCCCACCAAACCGGUGGAAUCUUCACCAAGGCGAAUCACUUCGACCAAGUUGUUAACACCUUCACCGAAAUCGUUCACUCCGUCCAAGCCGUUCACGCCGGCGCCAAGUGCUUACGGACAAACGGAAACGUCUCUAACCAAAUCAAAACAGGUUCUUGCGAAAACAUCAACGAAACUAGUGAAGGACGUCCAUAACACCAAAGCUGCAUUCGGGAGGAAAGAAACUAAGUCUUCUGUACAUGACAAGCAGCCUCGGCAAUGGGCCAGGAAAACCAGUACUCACUACGAGUUGGACUUGGAGCAUUUGCGAUGAGAUUUAAUCAUAAAUUUUUAGCAUAAUGCAGAUCUCCCAGGGUGAGUUAUCGUUGCACAGAGUGAGUUUUAUUCAGAUGUACUCAAGAGUGACAUAUUACAUGGAAAGAUGGCUUGUGGAUAUCACUUUUGCAGUGUGUUAAGAAACACACAACGCUUCUUAUUCUUAUGGGAGAAAGCGGAUCAACCACAUUUGAAUCAACUCUUUUAUGGCAGCCUUCGGCCACGAAGUGCUUCGAAUAUCAAUCAAGGGACGCCAUGGCGAUGGCUAUUAAGGGCGAACACCUUGCGGGGUGGUCGCACGUUAGUCGUGAGCGUAAGGAAAGCUUUUCAUCAUCGUCUCAGAAAUGAUUCUUCUAUGGAUUUCAAUCACUUAUUUUGCCGUCACUCGAAGACACCAAUGGGGAUUUAUUCGCGACAAUAUCAUCCUGCCCAAUUUUUAAAAUUAGGCAAGCGAUGUGGUAACACUCAACUUUUGUUGAAGCAGGUAGUGUAAGAUAAAGUUGUAAUCUCAGUGGCUAUAGAAAUCUCAUCUAUUCCAACAAAAAAUUUAUCCCAACAUGACCGCGAUGUGUACUAAUAGUUUGUAGGGCCUUUUUGUAAUUAUUCGCGUCAAGUGGCUAGUAGUAAAAAUUCGUUGGUAAUCAGCCAUGAAUUGAGGAAAAAUUCUUUAAAAAAACUCUUUUCAUACUUCA
This is a messenger RNA of Physcomitrium patens, 5053 nucleotides long. The record is from RefSeq and is a predicted model, not a curated record. NCBI's taxonomy places the organism in Eukaryota, Viridiplantae, Streptophyta, Bryopsida, Funariales, Funariaceae.